AUAACGCACAACAUUAUUGGCUCCGCGCCUACAUAUUCAAGCACGCAGUAGCAGAAAAACAGCCUGCGUGGUAGGUAGAUCAUUCAAAUCGAUGGCGGCGGGAGGCGUGUGGGUGUUCCGGAAGGACGGGGUGAUGGAGCUGGAGCGGCAGGAGAGCUCGCCGGCGACGAGCCGACGCGGCAAGGCGCUGGUGUACGUGCCGGCGAACGAGACGAUGCGGUCGCUGGAGGCGCUGGAGCGGCGGCUGGGGUCGCUGGGCUGGGAGCGCUACUACGAGAACCGAGACCUCGUGCAGCUCCACCGGCGCGACGGCGGCGUCGACCUCAUCGCGCUCCCGCGAGACUUUGCGCGGCUUCGCUCCACCCACAUGUACGACGUCGUCGUCAAGAACCGGCAUCAAUUCAAGGUUGUCGACAUCUGAAACAUUCAUGCAAGAUGCUUCUACCUACUUUCCCUGGUCAAGCUUGCUAGUCUGUUUUGCAAAUAAGCGCACCAGCAUAAUGGUGUGCGUGUUGUAUGUCUUGUAUUGUAUGAUGAUGCUUUUGUACGUUUCUGAAUUUCUCCAGUUAGCUAGUGCCAGUCUUUUAGUAUUUGCUUGAAUCUCACUCUGUUUGUUACACCCUCUCUUUCUAAAUGUAAUCGUUUUGACAGUUUAAAUUGAACUACCAAAACGUCAUGCAUUUAGAA
Triticum aestivum (bread wheat) is the source of this 687-nucleotide messenger RNA. RefSeq names its product flowering-promoting factor 1-like protein 5. The record is from RefSeq and is a predicted model, not a curated record. Lineage: Eukaryota; Viridiplantae; Streptophyta; Magnoliopsida; Poales; Poaceae. Gene Ontology annotation, biological process: regulation of flower development. The transcript has a single exon. Bases 92 to 421 code for a protein of 109 amino acids.